Messenger RNA from Manacus vitellinus (golden-collared manakin), 3222 nucleotides. RefSeq names its product PTPRF interacting protein alpha 4 (gene PPFIA4). Lineage: Eukaryota; Metazoa; Chordata; Aves; Passeriformes; Pipridae. Gene Ontology annotation, cellular component: presynaptic active zone. The record is from RefSeq and is a predicted model, not a curated record. Gene Ontology annotation, biological process: synapse organization. Gene Ontology annotation, molecular function: protein binding.
CUGAUGGUGAACAUGCUGGACGAGAGGGACAAGCUGCUGGACACGCUGCGGGAGACGCGCGAGACGCUGUCGGUGACCCAGAGCCGCCUGCAGGAGACGCUCCGGGAGCGGGACCAGCUCCAGAGGCAGCUCAACUCCGCCCUCCCGCAGGAGUUCGCCACGCUACGCGAGCUCAGCGCCUGCCGGGAGCAGCUCCUGGAGCGCGAGGAGGAGAUCUCGGAGCUGAGCGAGCGCAACAACACCCGGCUCCUGCUGGAGCACCUGGAGUGCCUGGUGUCCCGGCACGAGCGCUCCCUCCGCAUGACCGUGGUCAAGCGCCAGGCCCAGUCCCCGUCCGGCGUCUCCAGCGAGGUCGAGGUGCUCAAGGCUCUCAAGUCGCUCUUCGAGCACCACAAGGCGCUGGAUGAGAAGGUCCGGGAACGCCUGAGAGCAGCCCUGGAGCGAGUGGCCACCCUGGAGGAGCAGCUGGUGGACGCCCAUCGGCAGGUGGCAGCUCUCCAGCAAGGAGCCGUGCGGGAGGCCCCGGCGGGAGAGCGGGAUGAGCCCAAGGAACCAGCCCCGAAGCUUCCCUGGAAGCGACUCUCCAACGGCUCCGUGCACCCGGAGGACGAGGCCGGGCGGGUGGUGGAGCUGCAGGAGCUCCUGGAGAAGCAGAACUUCGAGGUGGUGCAGGCCAAGGAGCGCAUCUCUGCUCUGGCUGCCAGCGUGGCUGAGCUGGAGGAGGACCUGGGCACCGCCAGGAAGGACCUCAUCAAAUCCGAGGAGAUGAGCAGCAAGUACCAGAGGGACCUGCGAGAGGCCCUGGCACAGAAAGAGGACAUGGAGGAGAGGAUCACCACGCUGGAGAAGCGCUACCUGGCAGCCCAGAGAGAGGCCACCUCCAUCCACGACCUCAACGACAAGCUGGAGAACGAGCUGGCCAACAAGGAGUCCCUGCACCGCCAGUGCGAGGAGAAGGCCCGGCACCUGCAGGAGCUGCUGGAGCUGGCGGAGCAGAAGCUGCAGCAGACGAUGCGCAAGGCGGAGACGCUGCCCGAGGUGGAGGCGGAGCUGGCCCAGCGCAUCGCCGCCCUCACCAAGGCAGAAGAGAGGCACGGGAGCAUCGAGGAGCAUCUCCGGCAGCUGGAGACCCAGCUGGAGGAGAAGAACCAGGAGCUGGCCAGGGCCCGGCAGAGGGAGAAGAUGAACGAGGAGCACAACAAGCGGCUCUCGGACACCGUGGACCGGCUGCUGAGCGAGUCCAACGAGCGGCUGCAGCUGCACCUCAAGGAGAGGAUGGCAGCCCUGGAGGAGAAGAACACAUUGUUACAAGAGCUGGAAAACACCCAAAAGCAGAUAGAGGAACACCAGCACGACAAGCGGCGACUGUCCGACGAGAUCGACAAGCUCAGGCUGGAGGUGGAUCAGCUCAAGACCAGGAGUGGGACCUUCGUGGAGAGUGUUCACUCCAGGUCCCACAUGGGCAGUGCCACAGACCUGCGCUUCCCGCUGGUCCACGCGCCCGCCGAGCCCUUCGGAGCGGCCCCGGGGCUGCCCCGGGCACAGAAGGGUCGGUUCGCUGCCAGGAGGGAGGAGCCAGCCAAGGACUGGGAGCAGGCCCAGGCAGGCGCUGUCCUGGCCACAGGGCCCCACAGCUUCGACAGCGACCCCGACAUCUCGGACGUGGACGAGGACGACCGCGAGACUCUCUUCAGCUCCAUGGACGUGCUCUCCCCUGGGGGGCACUCGGAUGCCCAGACCUUGGCCAUGAUGCUCCAGGAGCAGCUGGAUGCCAUCAAUGAGGAGAUCAGGAUGAUCCAGGAGGAGAAGGAAUCCACCGAGCUGCGCGCGGAGGAGCUGGAGACGCGCGUCACGAGCGGCAGCAUGGAGGGCCUCAACCUCACCCAGCUCUGCAAGAGGGCCUCCAUCCCCACCUCCCUGACCGCCCUGUCCCUGGCCAGCUCGUCCCCCCCCCUGAGCGGCCGCUCCACGCCCAAGCUGAGCUCGCGCAGCGCGGCGCAGGACCUGGACCGCAUGGGCAUCAUGACGCUGCCCAGCGACUUGAGGAAGCACCGGAGGAAACUGCUAUCGCCCGCAGCUCGGGACGAGAGCCGGGAGGACAAAACCACCAUCAAGUGCGAGACGUCCCCGCCUUCCUCGCCCAGGGCGUUGAGGCUGGAGAAGCUGGGCCACCCUGCUCUGAGCCAGGAGGAUGGGAAGGGCUCGCUGGAGGAUCAGGCCAGCAACCCCAGCAGCAGCCAGGACUCCCUGCACAAGGGCUCCAAGAGGAAGGGGAUCAAAUCCUCCAUCGGGCGCUUGUUUGGGAAAAAGGAGAAGGGUCGCUUGAUCCAGCUGAGCAGAGAAGGGGCCACAGGGCAGGUGGUGCUGACUGACGCGGAGGGGAGCAUCCAGGACCCCCUGGGCCUGGGCAAGCUGGGAGCUCAGGCCGAGAAGGAUCGGCGCCUGCGGAAGAAGCACGAGCUCCUGGAAGAGGCCCGGAGGAAAGGGUUGCCCUUUGCUCACUGGGAUGGCCCCACUGUCGUGUCCUGGCUGGAGUCCUCUGGAAACGUCUGGGUCACCCACGAGGAGAUGGAGAACAUGGCAACCUCCACCAAGACGGACACAGAGGAGGGCAGCUGGGCACAGACCCUGGCCUACGGGGACAUGAACCACGAGUGGAUUGGGAACGAGUGGCUGCCCAGCCUGGGGCUCCCUCAGUACCGCAGCUACUUCAUGGAGUGUCUGGUGGACGCCCGGAUGCUCGACCACCUCACCAAGAAAGACCUCAGGGUGCACCUGAAGAUGGUGGACAGCUUCCACCGCACCAGCCUCCAGUACGGCAUCAUGUGCCUCAAGAGGCUCAACUACGACCGCAAGGAGCUCGAGAAGAGGAGAGAGGAGACCCAGCACGAAAUCAAAGACGUGCUGGUGUGGACCAACGACCAGGUGAUCCACUGGAUCCAGUCCAUCGGGCUGCGCGAGUACGCCAACAACCUGGUGGAGAGCGGGGUGCACGGGGCCCUGCUGGCCCUGGACGAGAACUUUGACCACAACAGCCUGGCCCUGGUGUUGCAAAUCCCCACCCAGAACACACAGGCUCGGCAGGUGCUGGAGAGGGAGUUCAACAACCUGCUGGCCCUGGGCACGGACCGGAGGCUGGAUGAUGGCGAUGACAAGACGUUCCGCCGGACGCCGUCGUGGCGGAAGCGCUUCCGCCCGCGGGACGUGCACAGCAUCAACCUG